Messenger RNA from Colletotrichum lupini, 1731 nucleotides. RefSeq names its product insulin-induced protein. Bases 1 to 1731 code for a protein of 576 amino acids. NCBI's taxonomy places the organism in Eukaryota, Fungi, Ascomycota, Sordariomycetes, Glomerellales, Glomerellaceae. The transcript has 8 exons. Gene Ontology annotation, biological process: sterol biosynthetic process. The record is from RefSeq and is a predicted model, not a curated record. Gene Ontology annotation, cellular component: endoplasmic reticulum.
AUGCAACCUCUUCCAACCUGCUUGUCCGUUGCUGUUUAUUCACUAAGCCACACAACGCAGAGACCACACCACCAUCACGCUGUGAUUCCCCUCUUCUCGUCUGUUGCCCGCAUCUGUUUUACCGUUCGUGUCUCUAUUCCUACCGACCUUACAUGCGGCAGACUCACGGCCGCUAAGAACAGACCCUCACGCCUUGCUUACUCUCAUGAUGCCGCCGUCGCCGCCUCCUUCACUCCCGUCACCCUAACCUACCGCCUUGUGCCCAUUUUCGUCACUCCCGCACAUUGGUUCUUUCCUCUCUCCGCCGUCCCUCCACUCCACCCACCGCCAACUCCCACGACAUCCUGUGGCAGGGUUGUCUUGCAUCAGCUCCUCCGAGCCAACUCAACCUCGACCUCUCACGCUCCACGCUCAGCCGUCCUCAAGGCAAACUCCAUAGCCCACUCGAAUGCGGGGACCGUCUGGGCACUCUUAUACGUAGACAUUGAACCUCGCUGCCAUCCGGAGCCCGAGCCUGCACCCUCGCUUUUAUUUCUCCAACGCCUCCCUCUCUUCCCCGCUACUCCACGAACUACAAACAUGUCCGACGACGGCCCCCGUCUUAUAAGGCCUAUCCCUCGCCGUCCCUUCGAACUAAAUCACAUUGCUCCGACUCCUCCAGAAGACAACUCGUCUUCCCCCAGUCCGAACCCUGAAUUCGAUUUGUCGAGACUGCACAAUGCCCAAACAACGUCUUCAGAGUCCGGCUCCAUACCUCGCGCCCAGUCGGUGCUUAACAUGACCGCAUCGACGCUGUUUGGGAUCUACUCGCCAACCACAUACGGCAGAGACUCGCGAGAUGAGCCGGAUACCCCCUGGGGUACUGGGGCGCAAACACCUAUCAAGAGGGCCAAUGUUGACGACACCACAUUCGAGCUCAUGAAGGAUCGCUCCAAUCUGUUGCGUCGCCGGCCCUCGUAUCGAAGUGGAGCGAAGACUCCGCCGCCCUCAACAACAACCACGGCCCUGUUCAACCUGUCCCGCAUUGCACUUCUCUUUGUGAUUGGUAUGGGAUACGGACUAAUGGUCACGAGGUUGCAAAAUGAGCACAGAUUCUCAUCGUUCCAGGUCGACAGUAUGAUGAAGCCCGGCUAUGACUGGCAGUAUCUCACAUUAUGGGGCUUGUCUGGCGUUGGCCUAGGCGGCCUCCUCCCUUGGUUCGAUGGCGUAUGGGAGGAUACGUUUGGAAAGGAGGAGGUAGUUUUGGAGGAGACGAACGGCAGCCCACCACCAGAAGAUGUCAGCCCUGUAAAGGACUGGGCUGUGGUUGUCCGCAGCAUAGGCGCUUUUGUUGGCAUUGUAUUCGCCAUUCGAAAACUUCCCUGGGCAUCUACCCUCCAGGUGUCUCUCACUUUGGCGCUGGUUAACCCGUUUCUGUGGUAUUUGAUCGACCGUUCGAAACCUGGGUUUCUGCUUUCGGCCGCUGUGGGCUUGGCGGGAUCGGCUGUACUCCUCGGCAUCAACCCAGAUGUGAUGCCUACACCAUCAUCUCUGACCUACCGGAACGAGUCGGAGCGGGCCUACUCGGAGCCCAUCGCUCUCGGUGGGCUCGCCAGCCAAGAAACUAUUGAGACGGGCAUUUGGAUGCUCAGUGUUUUGUUCUGCAGCUGCGUUUGCUUUGGCAACAUUGGCAGACGAUUGGCGUUGAACAAGUCGGCGUCUGCGCGUGGCCGAUGGGCUGGUACCAGAUGA